Haliotis rubra (blacklip abalone) is the source of this 3209-nucleotide messenger RNA. Its product is annotated as probable aminopeptidase NPEPL1. Gene Ontology annotation, cellular component: cytoplasm. The record is from RefSeq and is a predicted model, not a curated record. The transcript is spliced from 13 exons. Lineage: Eukaryota; Metazoa; Mollusca; Gastropoda; Lepetellida; Haliotidae. Gene Ontology annotation, biological process: proteolysis. Bases 121 to 1677 code for a protein of 518 amino acids. Gene Ontology annotation, molecular function: manganese ion binding; metalloaminopeptidase activity.
CGUACACAUGACCGGUCAUACAUAUUCCGCUAGGUAGAGUUUAUCGGAAGAGGCAUUCCUGCAGCAGGUUCGAGCUGAAUGAACUGAUCGACAAAUUCCAAGAUUUAGAUAUCUGGCCAGAUGGUUACCUCACUGAAGUUUUCGGCCACCUUGGCUCAGUCUGACCCUCAAAAUAAUGCAGUUGUCAUAAUUGGGCAGCCUAAGAAUCUGGGUCUUAUUUCAUUUGAUGAUGUCCGUUGCAAGUUGGAGCCAAGAGUGGAUGCAGAUACAUUUAACACUGCUGUGUCAGGGCUACAUCCAUCCCCAACGGACUCCUGUUCCUUGUGGCUGAACAAUGCCACUGUUGCUGCCCUGCCUACCAAGUGUAGCAGACACAACACACCUUCGCGUUGUCACUCGCUAACCAAGAUCGUCAAGAGCUGCCUUGUUGGGGGAGAUGAAUAUGUUGUGAUUGUCUGUGAGAGAGGUGAUGCCCUGGCCUCUGCUGCAGCCGUGGGGCGAGCUCUGCCUCUGUACACAGCCAAGUCAAAUCAGGGAGGUGGGAAGCGCACAGUCAAUGUAGAGUUUCUCCUUGUGGGCCAGUACAGUGACACACCUCUCAGUGAAACUGACAUCCAGUGCAUGGCUGUUGCUGCAGAGAAUGUUCGUCUUGCUGCAAAGAUUGUUGAUGUUCCAUGUGCUGAAAUGCAUACGGAUGCAUUUCUAGAUGAAGUGAGAAGAAUUGGUAAUGACCUUGGCAUUCAACCAGUCAUCAUUCAGGGGGAGGAUCUCAAGAAGCAGGGAUUUGGAGGUAUAUAUGGUGUAGGCAUGGCUGCGAUCCACCAGCCAGCUCUUGCUGUUCUAAGUCACAAACCUUCCGGGGCCACAAAAAGCAUUGCAUGGGUAGGAAAGGGUAUCGUCUACGACACUGGCGGACUCUGCAUCAAAUCAAAGACUGGGAUGUGCGGGAUGAAGCGAGACUGUGGAGGAGCUGCUGGGAUCCUGGCAGCUUUCCAUACUGCUGUCAAACUGGGAUUCCGAGAAAACCUUCAUGCUGUGUUGUGUUUGGCGGAGAAUGCUGUGGGACCAACAGCGCAGAGACCAGAUGACAUAGUCACCAUGUAUUCAGGGAGAACUGUAGAACUGAACAACACAGAUGCCGAGGGGAGACUGGUGUUGGGAGAUGGUGUUGCAUAUGCCCAGAAGGACCUGAAAGCUGAUGUCAUUGUGGAUAUGGCAACACUUACUGGGGCCCAAUCAGUUGCAACAGGUCGUUACCAUGCAAGUAUUGUGACAAACAGUGAGGACAUGGAACUUGCCUGUGUGAAAGCUGGCCAGAACAGUGGUGACCUUGUCCACCCCAUGCCAUACUGCCCAGAGCUACACUUCAGUGAAUUUGCUAGUGCACUGGCUGAUAUGAAGAACUCUGUCGCUGAUCGUAAUAAUGCCCAGGUGUCAUGUGCAGGCCUGUUUAUUGGCUCCCACCUUGGCUUCGACUACUCUGGUGUCUGGCUUCACAUCGACAUGGCAGCACCAGUGCACGUGGGUGAGAGAGCAACUGGAUAUGGCGUUAGUCUACUUACGACCCUAUUUGGAGAGUUGUCAACCAAUUCCAUGCUCAAGUUUAUAGCGCCAUCAGUCAACUGUAACAUGGAAACAGAUGAGAACAAUUCACCAAAGAAACAGCGUCUCCAAUAAGAUACUUUUGCACUUCAGAAAACACACUUCAACUUGACAAAUUCCUGAAAAAUCAGAUUUGUUCAUUUUUAACCUCGUGCUUAAGAUUUGUGAAUGGAUUAUAAUGAUUCUGGAUGCCGAUUCAAAUUUUAGCCAGUAAGCAGUUUUAUACCUUGAUUUUUAUUGGCAUUUUUAUUGAAAAGAGUAAGAUAGGUUUUACUCUAGUAUAUGUUAAUAAUUUUUAAUCUUCAUACCUGAAUAUACUAGAAUAUAUAUGAAUAAUAUCUUUUAUGAUACGACUAGUCCUGAAAGGUUUACAAGUUACAGUUAGUGUGUAUGUGCCCAGGAUCAUAUUUGUCUAUGUGAUGAUUAUGUGUUUAUGUUAAAUAUUUUUGUUCUAUUUUAUUCUCAUUUUUAUAAAUCGAAUGUUUGACUGGUUUGAUGUUAGGUGACGACACCCAGACUGCAUAACUACAGCAUGUUUACUAUGUAGCAGUCACUGUCAGUGUUAACUAGUGUCCUUAAAGUUGCACACAGUGCAAAUAAAACUAUGGAAGCCUGAUUCUUAAUCAGAAUAUUGUUAAGUGUGGUGGUAAAACAAAUCUCUUACUGUAGUGUCAUGUCUGAAAAUGAUCGUGUUUUUCCAUACAUUUACCGUUCACACGAGGAUGACAUUUCUUUAUAUGGUACUAUUGAAAUGAUGUCUGAUUGAUCAGUAAUUUAUGUUGGCAAGCAAUAAGUCUAUUAAAUUUUGAUAGUUGAGUAUUUGUAGUUGUAUUCUGUUCUUUAGGGAGUAGAUCCACUUACUGGCUGAUACAGUAAACAUGUAGAGAUCUGCUUGUAGCAGAUGAUUAACACUAAUACUGUGGUUAGGAUCUAUAGUGAGUCUGACUGUCUUACCAUUCUGUAUCACCACAAUAAGAUGUCUGUAAAAUUAUCCAGAUCUUUUCAUCACCUCACACAAAGACUUUAAAUCACCUUUGUUUAUAUGUUGGUUAACAAUGACAGUGUUAUCAAAGUAUAUAGACUACUACUAAAAACAGUUUGAUUCUUUCAUGUUACUGAAGUUAUUCUGUCACAGAAUUAAAAAAUAAUCGGAAAGUUUACUUUAAUAAUAAGAAAGAAUCAUGGCCCCAAUCCACAAAGCGUUUGUAACAUUAAGACAUAUCGUAACUCAUACUUUACCAUAGGCUUACUAAAGGCAUGAUGCUAUGGACAUUUUUGGGACCCAGGUGGCACUGAAUCUUUUUUAGUAGUGCACAUGGCAGAGACUCUGGGCCUUGGAGAUGUCUUGUCAUUAAAUAUACUGACUACAUGCAUGAAAGAUGUUGACAGUUGUAAAAUGUUUCAGUGGUUGACUAUAUCUGUGAUUUUUGUGUUUUAGUGAUGUGGCUCUUUUGCUGCAGUGUUAAAUACUUGUUGAAGUAUGAUUGGUAGAGGAAGGGCAUAGGUUCAAAGAAAUAUAAUUGUGCAAAUUUCAAUCCAAGGAAAAGUAAAUUUAUAUAAUGAACACUAUUUUAGUUAUUUAAUUGAAUAAAAUAUAUUAUGUAUUA